Messenger RNA from Drosophila serrata, 1398 nucleotides. RefSeq names its product PDZ domain-containing protein GIPC-like protein kermit (gene kermit). The record is from RefSeq and is a predicted model, not a curated record. NCBI's taxonomy places the organism in Eukaryota, Metazoa, Arthropoda, Insecta, Diptera, Drosophilidae. Gene Ontology annotation, molecular function: protein binding.
AUUUAAAAUCUAAGGAAGCCGGUAGCUUAUCCUCUCUCUGGGCGCCAGAGCCCCACAUUUUAUCGAAAAUAGUCUCUGUUUUGGAAAUUCAAAAUUAUUUUCAGUAAAUGCAAGUCAUCAGAUACCAUUCAAGUACCCAGGGCCAGCAUCAUUCCCUUCAAAUCAGGAUCAGGAUCAAUAGCAAGGUAACCGGCCAUCCCUUCAUGUUCCACAACUACAGAGCAUCUGCCCUGCCACGAAAGGAUUAAGGAUUAAGAACGCUGCCAUCCUGCCACUAUGCCGCUCUUCACAAGAAAGUCCCCCAAACAGGGAACCACGGCGGAGGGAACUCCCCAGAUGGGCGCCCGCAUGAAUUCCGGUUCCUCCCAGGGUAAUCACAUUACCAAUAAUAAUAACAACCUUAAUGUUACGGAUAAAUCGAAGCCACCGCUGGUGUUCCACUGCCAGUUGGCCCAUGGCAGUCCCACCGGCCUUAUCCAUGACUUCUCCAGCGUCCGCGAGUUGUACCAAAAGAUUGCCGAAUGCUUUGACAUCUCCGAGAAGGAUAUUCUCUUCUGCACCCUCAACUCGCACAAGGUGGAUAUGGCCCGCCUCCUGGGUGGCCAGAUAGGCCUGGAUGACUUUAUCUUUGCCCAUCGCAAGGGUCGGCCCAAGGAGAUUGAGAUAGUAAAGUCGCAGGAUGCUCUUGGUCUGACGAUCACGGACAAUGGGGCCGGCUACGCCUUCAUCAAGCGCAUUAAGGAGGACUCGAUCAUUGAUCACAUCGAGCACAUCUGCGUUGGCGACCACAUCGAGAAGCUUAAUGGCCAGAAUAUGGUGGGCAAGCGACACUUUGAGGUGGCGCGCAUGCUCAAGGAUAUACCCACCGGCGAUACCUUCACCCUGCGUCUGGUGGAGCCAGUCAGGAGCGGCUUCCAGGGCAUCGGACCACGUAGCGGGUCGAGAGCCUCCGGCAGCGGAAUGCCCGGAGGACGAAAUUAUGGCAGUGGCAAGGAGACGCUGCGGUUCAAGGCCAACGGCAAUGCCCAGAUCGAGCCGCAGUUCGAUGAGGCAACCGUGGCCGGGAUAGAGGCCAUCAACAACCUGCUGGAGUCCUUCAUGGGCAUCAACGACACGGAACUGGCGUCGCAGAUCUGGGACCUGGGCGACCAAAAGUCCAACUCAAUGGACUUUGCCGAGGCCAUUGAUAACUCGGACCUAGAGUCCUUUGGCUUCACGGAUGACUUUAUCAUCGAGCUGUGGGGUGCCAUAACGGAUGCCCGACGCAAGUCGACUGUCAGCCCCAAGUAACCGGCGACCAUCCCGUCUUUUGCCCAGAGUUUCGGACUCAGAUACUUCACUUAGCCUGUCUAUUGGGGUCCAAUAAAGCGCCCAGAAAUGUGGACUGUCUUUAAGUAA